Molecule: messenger RNA, 4970 nt
Organism: Limanda limanda (common dab)
Lineage: Eukaryota; Metazoa; Chordata; Actinopteri; Pleuronectiformes; Pleuronectidae
Gene: stt3b
Product: STT3 oligosaccharyltransferase complex catalytic subunit B
Exons: 16
Coding region: 256-2679 (807 amino acids)
Biological process (GO): post-translational protein modification
Cellular component (GO): membrane
Molecular function (GO): dolichyl-diphosphooligosaccharide-protein glycotransferase activity
Source: RefSeq, a predicted model, not a curated record
AAGCAGAUUGACGGUUUGCGGGCUCGAUGUGGCGCAUGAGCGUGCGUGAGCGUGCGUGACGGGACGUAGCGGCGAUCUAUCCGUGGAACCUCAGUGAAUUCAAACCCCGCACACUCGGUUGCGUGACACCAGCGGGCCUCGGUAGCUCGGUUUACCGGAGGAGAGCGGGAUCGACGUCGGGAGGCGGCGGUUUACGGCAGCACGGACCGGGAGCGUGGCAGCAGCAGUGGACGGAAGAGCCUGAAAGAAGAAGAAAUGGCGGAGCACCACGCAGCCAGCGACGGGAAACACAAAGCGUCCGCCGGGGGCUCGCUGCACGGAGGGAACAGCCGGGUCGUGGCGGCACCGGCGGGUGGAGGGGGAGUACCGGGCAAGGGAGGCCUGUCCGGGGGUCUGGCACAGCCGGCCGGGUGGCAGUCCCUGCUCUCCUUCAGCAUCCUCUUCCUGGCCUGCCUGGCGGGGUUCAGCUCCAGACUCUUCGCCGUGAUCCGGUUCGAGAGCAUCAUCCACGAGUUCGACCCAUGGUUCAACUAUAGAUCAACACACCAUCUCACCACAAAUGGCUUCUACGAGUUCCUCAACUGGUUCGAUGAGAGGGCCUGGUACCCCUUGGGCAGGAUCGUUGGCGGCACAGUAUACCCAGGGUUAAUGGUGACUGCGGGCCUCAUCCACUAUGUGCUCAACCUGCUCCACAUCACUGUCCACAUCCGUGAUGUGUGCGUGUUUCUGGCACCGGUGUUCAGCGGUCUGACGGCCAUCUCCACCUUCCUGCUGACACGGGAGCUGUGGAACCAGGGUGCAGGGCUGCUGGCGGCCUGCUUCAUCGCCAUCGUCCCUGGCUACAUCUCCCGCUCGGUGGCGGGCUCCUUCGACAACGAGGGCAUCGCCAUUUUCGCCCUGCAGUUCACCUACUACCUCUGGGUGAAAGCAGUUAAAACAGGCUCAGUGUUCUGGACUAUCGGCUGCUGUCUCUGCUAUUUCUACAUGGUGUCAGCAUGGGGAGGCUAUGUGUUUAUUAUCAACCUGAUUCCUCUGCACGUGUUUGUGCUGCUGCUGAUGCAACGCUACAGCAAACGAGUCUACAUCGCGUACAGCACGUUCUACAUUGUGGGUCUCGUACUGUCGAUGCAGAUCCCUUUCGUCGGCUUCCAACCAAUCAGGACCAGCGAGCACAUGGCUGCUGCCGGUGUGUUCGCACUUCUGCAAGCCUAUGCCUUCCUGCAGUACCUGAAGGACAGGCUUACCAGACAGGAGUUCCAGACGCUGUUCUUCCUCGGAGUCUCUCUGGCUGCCGGUGUGGUCUUCCUCACUGUGAUCUAUCUCACGUACACAGGUUACAUUGCUCCUUGGAGCGGUCGUUUCUACUCUCUCUGGGACACGGGCUAUGCCAAGAUCCACAUCCCCAUCAUAGCGUCUGUGUCGGAGCACCAGCCGACGACGUGGGUCUCCUUCUUCUUUGACCUUCACAUCCUGGUGUGCACCUUCCCAGCAGGCCUCUGGUUCUGCAUCAAGAACAUCAAUGACGAACGAGUGUUUGUGGCCCUGUACGCCAUCAGCGCCGUGUAUUUCGCCGGCGUGAUGGUGCGUCUGAUGCUGACCCUGACCCCGGUGGUGUGCAUGCUGUCGGCGGUGGCGUUCUCCAGCGUCUUCGAGCAUUACAUGGGAGACGACACAAAGAGGGAGAAGCCCCCCCUCGAAGACAGCAGCGACGAAGACGACAAGAGGAAUUCUGGGAAUCUCUAUGACAAGGCCGGAAAGGUGCGCAAACAUGUGUCAGAGCAGGAGAAAGCAGAGGAGGGUCUGGGUCCAAACAUUAAAUCCAUCGUGACCAUGUUGAUGCUGAUGCUGCUGAUGAUGUUCGCCGUCCACUGCACCUGGGUCACCAGCAACGCCUACUCCAGCCCCAGCGUGGUGCUCGCCUCCUAUAACCACGACGGGUCUCGCAACAUCCUGGACGACUUCAGGGAGGCGUACUACUGGCUGAGACAGAACACGGACGAGCACGCGCGGGUCAUGUCCUGGUGGGACUACGGUUACCAGAUAGCGGGAAUGGCCAACCGGACCACGCUAGUAGAUAAUAACACGUGGAACAACAGUCAUAUAGCCCUGGUGGGGAAAGCCAUGUCAUCCAAUGAGACCGCAGCCUAUAAGAUCAUGAGGUCGCUCGAUGUGGACUACGUGCUGAUCAUCUUCGGAGGAGUGAUCGGUUACUCCGGCGACGACAUAAACAAGUUCCUGUGGAUGGUGAGGAUAGCGGAGGGCGAGCACCCGAAGGACAUCAGGGAGAGCGACUACUUCACCCCACAGGGUGAGUUCAGGGUGGACAAGGCCGGAUCCCCAACUCUACUCAACUGCCUCAUGUACAAGAUGUCCUACUAUCGGUUCGGUGAGAUGCAGCUGGACUUCCGGACGCCACCCGGCUUCGACCGGACGCGUAACGCCGAGAUCGGCAACAAGGACAUCAGCUUCAAGCACCUGGAGGAGGCGUUCACCUCGGAGCACUGGCUGGUCAGAAUCUACAAGGUGAAGAACCUGGACAACCGAGAGCCGCUGGACCACAAGCUCCGCAGCGUCGUGCCCAAACAGAAGUACACGUCCAAAAAGACGGCCAAGAGGAAGCGAGGACACAUCAAGAACAAGCUCUCCCUGAGGAAAGGCAAGAAGCUGCAGAAAAAAUAAUGACCACGAUGACGAACUCUUCUAGGAAAACAAACAAACAAACAAAUGCGAAGAAACCUCUAACAACCAAUGAAGAAGAACACGGGGGGCCGUUUCUGUGGCACUUGGUCUCAAGAGCUUCUCAUUAGGGCGUCCCUGUGUGUUGAGGAAGUUGAAGUGUAAACGUCUGGCUAGCACCAGAACUAUUGUCCGUUUUUUCCCGAGGACUGCUGUCUUGCUUUUUUUUGUUUGUUUUGUUUUCUUUCUCUCCUCCCUCCUGUUUUUGUUUUCUUUCUGCUGUUAAUUUUUUCUUUUGUACUUGAAUGUUUGCUACGGUAUUGGGCUGCUCUACUUGUUUUUUUGGCGUCUGUUAAUUUUUUUCCGUGGUACGUUAAUCGAUUGCUUAUCAGUUGGGGGUGAAGGGGGUGAAGGGGGAAACGAAAAGAAGACUUAGGAACAUUUGCACCAAAGACCCAUCGACCUUGCUCCGAGGCACAUGUUGAACUUCCUGCUGAGAGUGAGGAAGUGCGGGAGUGAAAGCUGAGGACUUUGUUCCUGACACGUGUACAGAGGACAGUAUGCGGUAUGGAGGAACGUUACCGUCUAGGCACAGCUCAUCUGUAAUAUUAACCUUUUUAUCAUCAUCAUCAUCUUCAUCUUCUUCUCCAUCUUCAUCAUCUCCUUUCUGUCUGCUUGGCUCCCUGACCUUUAUUUUUCAACUAAUUCUUAAGACAAAAAAAUUGGCCGAAUGUGUAAAUAUGUGAUGUAAAGAAAAUGUCUAAAAGGAUGAUAAUAUAUUGGAUUAUUGUGGUGAUUUUUAAAUAUGCAGUUUCUCUUAAUUUCAAUCUGUGAUUCUUUUCGAAGUUUUUUUGUUAUUUUUUUUUUGUAUGACAGCACAUAGAACAGUGAAUGCAAUAAUUCUUGUACAGAGGGGCUCGAGAUUUUGUUGAAAAGAAUGAAUGUGAAUUUUUACAACGUUCCUUCACCACCACCCCCCCGUCCCCGUCCCCCUGUUUUUCAUGAAUUGCGUAGAUUGUAUAUUUCUGCUGCUAGGGUUUUAAAGACGGACGCGUGCAACUGUGUGUAAAAAGUAGUGCUAAUGAAUUCGACGGAGGGAGCUCUGCAGUUCAGCGAGCGAAGCCUAGUGCCUCAUCCCUGCUCAUCGUCCUCUCGUUCAUUUGGAACCGUCGCCCUCGUUAAUGUUUCGUUCGUUAGUUUUUUUUAGAGCUUGUCUGGAAACUGAACUGUGAAGAGGUGGAGUUCGUUCAGACGGCAGAAAAAGAAAAGAGGCAAAAACUUCCAUCACUGUCUGAAACUUUAGGAUAGAGCUGUGUCCCAAUUCCACACUACAGGCGAAUCCUUCACGUCCCGCUGCUGUUCUCCAACAUGGCGCUAAUCAUCAGAACCAACUCUUAAUCAAUGACUUCCUCUGUCUGUAAAGUUAAAAGUAAAUAAGCCUGGUUCGAUGCAUUGAAACUUCUCGUCUUGCCUGAAAAGUUUUAAAAGAAACUACGGUAGUUGAUCCUGAUAUUAAACAGGAAAGCAGCAAGUUCUCACAUGUUCGAAGCUGAAACAAGUAUUUGUUGUUGUUGCUUUAAUGAUUAAAAUGAUUUAUAAUUAAAUAACUUUCUAGAUGUAGUUUUAAGUUCACUGCAGAAUUUAGAGCAGUUCUCAAAUACGUCUCUAACGAGGGGUUUUGAUCGUUGUUCAUAAUCUGCCAAUUUGUUUCUUGAUGAUUCGAUUAACUUUGUUGUGUUUAAAAUGUUGAAAAAUAACAAAAAAAAAUAGGAAAACGAAUAAUACAAAACCUAAAAAUAUAAAAUUUUCACAUUUGGAAAAGUUGGAAAUACAGAAAUCUACAUUUGGCUUUUGACUUUUUUGCCAAAAUCGUGACUCAAAUGAUUGACAGUAAAAACAAUACUGGGAUUUUUGCAGCGACCGAGAUUUCCUGACUUAACUUCUCUUAUGUUUUUCAAAUUGAUAUCACUUUGUGUCAUGUGUAAAAUGGUGGAACGGCCCUUUACCUGUCUGUCAUGGUUUCAGCUCUAGAACAGAUACGAGAUUAAAACUGUUUUUGUUUUUUUUUUAACCCUUAAAUCUGCUCUGAUAAUACUUCAGAAAUAAUUCUUUAUUUGGUCCAUUCUUUGUAACAUUAGUAAACAGUAGAGCUGCCACUCACAAUUAUUUCAUUUUCCAAAAUCCAGGUUUGACAAUAUUGUGAAUGUUUUUUCUGUUUCUGUCCAAAAACUCAAACAAAUGUAGGUUAAUAAUUUGCUUUAAAAAAUGAUUGAAUAAAUAUUUGUUUUACUUCU